UCCAAAGCCACAGGAGGAGAUCGCAUAACAGAGCAACGACCUGUAACAAUGGCCGCCGGCGCCAUGCACUUUUUCGCUCUCAACACGGGAUUACGAAACAACGUCGUUCAUGUCCGAGCGCAACAGGCGGCACCGGGGCAGCAAGAGCUAAUCCGCUCCGGCGCCGUCCGUGCCAUCCCGCCGAGGGAUGCAGCCGUAGCCCUGCAGGCAGAGGGCUUCCGCCUCCUCGACAUCCGUCCCGCGUGGGAGCACUCCAAGGCGCGCGUCGCCGGCGCGCUCCACGUCCCGUUCUUCGUGGAAGACACCGAUGGCACGCUGCUGACGCUGCUGAAGAAGUGGGUUCACUUCGGCUACAUUGGGCUGUGGACGGGGCAGCUCCUCACCACCAUCAACGAGGGGUUCCUCACCGAGGUGGAGGUACUGGUUCCCAACAAGGACGACAAGAUCCUCGUAGCCUGCGGCGAAGGACUCAGGUCGAUGAUUGCGGUGAGGGUGUUGCAUGAGGGAGGGUACAAGAACUUAGGGUGGCUCGCCGGCGGAUUCAACAGGGCCGGUGACAGUGACUUCCCGAAAGUGGAGGGGACGAUGAAGCUGCAGUACGCCACCGUUGGGGGUGUGUCCUAUAUCUUCUUGCAGCUGUUGAUCUUGCUCAAGGUAUUCAAGGACUGACCGUAGUUGAUAGGGUAAGUGAUUAAGGUCGUGUUUCAGAGUCUAUUUAAUGGUUUGGAAUCUAUUUGCAAAUUUUUUGAUGAAGCAAAGUGAAAUUCUAAGCUUGCUUCAACUUAUCAUUUUUGGCAUUAUUGAGAACAUUGGACAAUUGACCAAAAUUGCAUCAUAGGCAUUUUAAGACUUUGUC
This is a messenger RNA of Zingiber officinale, 856 nucleotides long. RefSeq names its product rhodanese-like domain-containing protein 10. The transcript is spliced from 2 exons. Gene Ontology annotation, cellular component: chloroplast. NCBI's taxonomy places the organism in Eukaryota, Viridiplantae, Streptophyta, Magnoliopsida, Zingiberales, Zingiberaceae. The record is from RefSeq and is a predicted model, not a curated record. Bases 49 to 669 code for a protein of 206 amino acids.